AUGGGCAAAAAGAGAAAGGCAUCCGGCCGCAAUGCCGAGUCUAGUGGUCCGCGAGACUUUGAUCCAGCCGACGCCCGCCUGGGCCCUAUUUCCACCUACGAGGACGUCGCAAAUUCGGAAGAUGAGCACUUCCUCAACCAAGAUACGAUAAUGCUCGAUGAAGAGCCUGGUAACAAGCGUCGCCGCCAAGAGGAUGAUAUGGAGCUCUCCGACGAAGAGAUUCUUGGCUAUGAAGACUCAGAUUCCGAGGCUGAAUUAAACGACGCCGCCCACCCAUCCGCGAAGAACACCAAGUCAGGUCUAAGGAAAAAGGCAGAUGAUAACGAAGACGACCAGGAAGAAGAGGAAGACGCUGGGUGGUGGGGAUCUUCCAGGAAAGAAUACUACGAUGCCGAUAAAAUCGAAACGGAAGCCGACGCUCAAGAAGAAGAGGUCGAAGCAAAGCGAAUUCAGAAAAAGAAGCUAGCAAAGAUGCAGGAGGAGGACUUCAUCUUUGACAGCCAUGAGUGGCUUGCGGCCGACGGUGAUGCAGAAGACGGCGGCGAAACUGUAACGGAAGUUCUAAAGGAAGUCGAAAUUACUGACGACAUGACACCAAAGGACCGACACCAGCUCCUCGUCACACGAUACCCAGAGUUCGAGUACUUAGUCACUGAACUCGAGGCCCUGCAUCCAAUGCUAGCUAAACUCAAAGCGGCCGCCAAGUCAGCAUCGGCACAAUCGCUGGAGUCCGUCAAGUACUGGGUCCUUGGAUGCUAUGUUGCUACCCUGGCCAGUUACUUUGCCAUCCUCACAGCACCUGCUAGAGACGCCGAGAAAGCCCAGAAGACAACCGACCCAUCUGAGUUACGUGAGCACGAAGUCAUGGAGACACUUAUCCAAUGCCGCAAUGCCUGGACCAAGAUACAAAGUCUGCAGUCUAUACAAAUCGCUGCUGAUAAUGACGACGAAAGCGUCCACGAUGUCACUGCCAGCGGAGAAAUUGUUGUUGAGAAGCCCAGCAAGAAGAAGUCGGCCACCUCCAAGGCUGAUGCGGCGAAGAAGAAGGCUGAGCUAGCUCGAGCAAAGGAGAUCGAGGCAUCCGUUGCCGAUCUGUACAACCUUCCGUUAUCCAAUGGCAAGCCCAAUAGAAUAUCAAGGAAAGUAGUUGCGCCUGUGGAAGAUGAGAACUCCGACUUCGGCGAAGAAGAUACACUCGACGUCCGAACUGCGGCUCAAAAGGCUGCUCGCAAGAAGAGUCUGAAGUUCUACACAUCGCAGAUUGUGCAGAAGGCGAACCGCAGAGCCGGCGCUGGACGCGACGCGGGCGGUGACGAGGAUAUCCCUCACCGCGAGCGUCUCCGUGACCGCCAAGCCCGACUGCUCGCCGCCGCUGAGAAGCGAGGCAAGCGGGACUCCAAGCACGGCGCCGCCCUGGGCGAGGACAGCGACGAGGGCGACGACGUCGCGGCCAAGGCGGUGCGCGGGGAGGAGGACGACUACUACGACAUGGUCGCCCACAAGGCGCGGGAGAAGAAGGAGGACAAGGCGGCGCGCUACGCGGCGUACGCGGCGGCCAGCAAGGCCGACCGGGUGGUCGAGAUGGAGCAGAUCGGCGAGGACGGCAAGCGCAAGAUUAACUACACCAUCGAGAAGAACAAGGGCCUGACGCCGCGGAGGAGCAAGGACGUGCGCAACCCCAGGGUCAAGAAGAGGAAGCAGUACGAGGCCAAGCAGAAGAAGCUGAAGAGCAUGAAGCCGGUCUGGCAAGGUGGCGAGCCAAAGGGCGGAUACAAGGGCGAGCAGUCCGGUAUCAACGUGGCGGUUGUCAAGAGCACGAGGUUAUAA
Messenger RNA from Cordyceps fumosorosea ARSEF 2679, 1827 nucleotides. RefSeq names its product Sas10/Utp3 family protein. The record is from RefSeq and is a predicted model, not a curated record. Gene Ontology annotation, cellular component: small-subunit processome; nucleolus. The coding region runs from base 1 to 1827 and encodes 608 amino acids. Gene Ontology annotation, biological process: maturation of SSU-rRNA from tricistronic rRNA transcript (SSU-rRNA, 5.8S rRNA, LSU-rRNA). NCBI's taxonomy places the organism in Eukaryota, Fungi, Ascomycota, Sordariomycetes, Hypocreales, Cordycipitaceae. The transcript has a single exon.